Erinaceus europaeus (western European hedgehog) is the source of this 2623-nucleotide messenger RNA. It is a transcript of the gene CCNL2, whose product is annotated as cyclin L2. Lineage: Eukaryota; Metazoa; Chordata; Mammalia; Eulipotyphla; Erinaceidae. Gene Ontology annotation, biological process: regulation of transcription by RNA polymerase II. Gene Ontology annotation, cellular component: nucleus. The transcript has 11 exons. The record is from RefSeq and is a predicted model, not a curated record. Bases 255 to 1835 code for a protein of 526 amino acids. Gene Ontology annotation, molecular function: cyclin-dependent protein serine/threonine kinase regulator activity.
UUCCGGGUCGUGGCCGCGAGCCACAGCUUCACUUGAGCCGCAAGGCCCACUGGGUAACAAGUCUGGCCCCGCUCACGCAGAGUUCAGACGUCGACGUCCUCUGCGACGCAGAGCGGCAGGCGACACAGCCAAUCGCGGCAAGGAAAGCAGUCUGUGGAACCAAUGGCACGCAGCGGGGCGGGGCGCGACGGGCGAAGAGCGUCUCGAGGAGCCGCCCUGCCGGGAAGGAGCCGAAAAGGAGUCGGCGGCACAAAAUGGCGGCAGCGGUAGCGACAGCGGCGACAGCUGCCGCCGGCGCUCCGGGACCAGCAGGCCCCGGAGCGGCGGCCAGCACCCCAAGCUCGGGAAGCGCGGCUCCAGGAUCCCAGGGGGUCCUGAUUGGGGAUCGGUUGUACUCCGGGGUGCUCAUCACAUUGGAGAACUGUCUUCUGCCUGACGACAAGCUCCGCUUCACGCCGUCCAUGUCGAGCGGCCUCGAUACCGACACUGAGACCGACCUCCGCGUGGUUGGCUGCGAGCUCAUCCAGGCGGCUGGCAUCCUGCUCCGCUUGCCGCAGGUGGCGAUGGCUACCGGACAAGUGCUGUUUCAGAGGUUCUUUUACACCAAGUCCUUUGUGAAGCAUUCCAUGGAGCAUGUGUCAAUGGCCUGUGUUCAUCUGGCCUCCAAAAUAGAAGAGGCUCCAAGACGGAUACGAGAUGUCAUCAACGUAUUUCAUCGUCUUAGACAUUUAAGAGAGAAAAAGAAACCUGUACCUCUUCUAUUGGAUCAAGAUUAUGUUAAUUUAAAGAACCAAAUUAUAAAGGCUGAGAGACGAGUUCUCAAAGAGCUGGGUUUUUGUGUCCACGUGAAGCACCCUCAUAAGAUAAUCGUUAUGUACCUUCAGGUGUUAGAGUGUGAGCGUAACCAACACCUGGUCCAGACCUCAUGGAACUACAUGAAUGACAGCCUUCGCACUGAUGUUUUUGUGAGGUUCCAGCCUGAAAGUAUUGCCUGUGCCUGCAUUUAUCUUGCUGCCCGCACACUGGAGAUCCCUUUGCCCAAUCGUCCCCAUUGGUUUCUUUUGUUCGGAGCAACUGAAGAAGAAAUUCAAGAAAUCUGCUUAAAAAUUCUUCAGCUUUACACUCGAAAAAAGGUUGACCUGACUCAGCUGGAAAGUGAAGUGGAAAAGAGGAAGCAUGCCAUCGAAGAUGCCAAGGCACAAGCUAAGGGCCUGCUGCCUAGCAGCGCACAGGUUCCCGACAACACUUCAGGAUUCUCACCUGCCCCCAAGCUGGUGGAAUCUCCCAAAGAAAAUAAAGGAAGCAAGCUUUCCCCGGUUUCUGUAAAGAACACCAAGAGGAAAAUAGAGGGUGUGAAGAAAGCCAAGGCUGACAGCCCAGUGAAUGGCCUGCCAAAAGGGCGAGGGAGUCGAAGUCGGAGUAGAAGCCGUGAGCAGAGCUACUCAAGGUCCCCAUCCAGAUCUGCCUCUCCUAAGAGAAGGAAAAGUGACAGUGGCUCAACAUCUGCCGGGUCCAAGUCACAGAGCCGCUCAAGAAGCCGGAGUGAUUCCCCACCAAGACAAGCACACCGAGGUGCUCCCUACAAAGGCUCCAAAGUAAGGAGCUACCGGAAGUCCAAGGACUGUAAGUACCCCACCCAGAAGCCACACAAGUCUCAGAGCCGUAGUUCCUCACGCUCUCGAAGCCGCUCACGGGAGCGUCCAGAUAAUUCUGGAAAAUACAAGAAGAAAAGUCACUACUAUAGAGACCAGCGUCGGGAACGAUCAAGGUCCUAUGAGCGAACAGGCCAUCGUUAUGAGCGGGACCACCCUGGGCAUAGCAGGCAUCGGAGGUGAGGCGUGGGGGUUCUGGAGGGUACCUUUCAUCCCUCAGCAUGACUGGCCCAGAGGCAAAAUUUUCUGGAAAUGGUGAUUGAUCUGGAGCUUGUGAUGAAUUUGGAAUUGGAGUCCAAGGCCAGCCAGGUGCCCUACCAGCCAGUCCGGGCGCAGCAUGCACCCUCGGGGCACAAGGCCCACCUCGGCAGUGACCCUGCAGAGGCUGGAUGAAGAAGCUGACACACACAUCCUGGUGGUGUGGCUUGGUGCUAAUGACAGGCUUGUCUCUUCAUUCCCAAACAGAUAAUUACGUUGAACCAAGAAAAUGACUUAGAACCUUUCUUUGCCUAUAUUAGGUUGUACUUAUGUACAUAUUUUGCGGUGUUACACAAUGAGAAAAUGGCCUUAAUAGCCCCAUAUUCUCUAUCCAUGUUGUAAAUAAACAUGUGUUUCAUACAAGUUAAAGCUAUAUAUGAAAAAUCAGAACUUGAAUUCUGUCAGCUUAAAACUUGUGUAGAGAACUGAUUUUUAAAAUGUGAAGGUAUUUAGAUCUGUGUUGAAAGUCGUAUAUUUUUAUCUGUGUGAUGCUGAGUGCAGGCCACCAGCUCCUAAAUAGAGAAGUUUCAUAUAUAUGCAUUUUAUGUGGUUAAAUAAACACGAUUCUCUCUACUCAGGACAUUUGGAACUUUAAAAGACUUUGUAGUUUGUCAUUCUGCUUGUUCAUUACUGUGCACAGCCCACACUACCCAUUCUAGUGGUAUGUCUGUGCUGUGUCCUUGAUCUCAUUAAAAUGUUGGAUUUUGUAUUGA